Leptidea sinapis is the source of this 3133-nucleotide messenger RNA. RefSeq names its product catenin alpha (gene alpha-Cat). The record is from RefSeq and is a predicted model, not a curated record. The coding region runs from base 7 to 2751 and encodes 914 amino acids. Gene Ontology annotation, cellular component: catenin complex; adherens junction. Gene Ontology annotation, molecular function: cadherin binding; beta-catenin binding; actin filament binding. Lineage: Eukaryota; Metazoa; Arthropoda; Insecta; Lepidoptera; Pieridae. The transcript has 22 exons. Gene Ontology annotation, biological process: cell migration; cell-cell adhesion.
GCAACAAUGACUGAUCACUAUGGAACCACAGGAACUCUCUCCCUGAAGUGGGACCCCAAGAACUUGGAGAUCCGCACCAUGAGUGUGGAGCGAACUCUGGAGCCGCUAGUGCUGCAGGUGACAACCCUGGUCAACAGCAAGGAUAAGGCUGCCAAGAAGAAAAGACCGGGUAAAUCGAAGCGUGCGAGUGCCCUCGUUGCGACCGUCGAGAGAGCCACGGAAAUCUUCAUCGAGCGAGGACAGACCAUCGCUUAUGAGAACCCCGAGAUCACUCAAGAGAUGUUGACUGCUGUGGAGGAAGUUAGGAAGGCUGGAGCGGCCAUGUCGUUGGCAGCCCGCGAGUUCUCCGAGGAGCCGUGCGCGUCGUCUGUCCGCUCCGCUAUGGUGCGAGCAGCCAGGAGCCUGCUGUCAGCCGUCACCAGGCUGCUGAUCCUCGCAGACAUGGUGGACGUGCAUCUCCUGCUCUCCAAGCAACGUAUGGUUGAGAAAGAUCUGGACAAGCUGAAGUCGGCGUCGUCCCAGUCUGAGCUGAUCGAGAGCGCGCGGCAGUUCUCGCGAUCGGCCGCGGAGUUGGCGGCUCAGGCGGCCAAGAGGCAGCGCGAGCUGAAGGAGCCGCGCAUGAAGGACGAGCUGGCGGCCGCGCGCGCCGUGCUCAAGAAGAACUCCACCAUGCUGCUCACGGCCUCCAAGGUGUACGUGCGUCACCCCGAGCUGGCUGCUGCUAAGGCUAACCGGGACUACGUGCUGCGAGCGGUGUGCAGCGCUGUCGACACCAUCUCCGCCGUGGCGCAGGGGGCGCCGCUGCCACCUUCUGAUGCAGGUACUGGACCCGGUGAACUGGCACAAGCGCUGGAUGAUUUUGACGAACGAAUGGUGAUGGAGCCUCUGGCGUACUCCGAGCUGAGAACACGACCCUCCCUGGAGGAGAGGCUGGAGUCAAUCAUAUCUGGUGCCGCGCUCAUGGCUGAUAGCUCUUGUACCAGGGACGAGCGUCGUGAGCGAAUCGUAGCGGAGUGUAACGCAGUGCGACAGGCGCUGCAGGACUUGCUUCACGAGUACUGCAGCAACGCCGGUCGCGCUGACCAGUCCGAGGGUCUGGAGCGAGCGCUGGAGCACAUGUGUCGCAAGACCAGGGACCUGCGCCGCCAGCUGCGGAAGGCGGUCGUCGACCACGUCUCUGACAGUUUCCUGGAGACAAACGUGCCGCUGUUGGUGCUGAUGGAGGCGGCGCGGAGCGGCAACGAGAAGGAGGUGGAGGAGUACGCCGUGCUGUUCACAGAGCACGCCAACAAGCUGCUCGAGGUCGCAAACCUGGUAUGUUCGAUGUCGAACAAUGAGGACGGUGUUAAGAUGGUGCGUCAUGCUGCUUCGCAGAUCGAGGCUCUCUGUCCCCAGGUAAUGAACGCGUGCCGCGUGCUGGCGGCGCGGUGUCGCUCGCGCGUGGCGCAGGAGAACGCGUCGGCGUUUGGGCGUGCGUGGGAGGCGGCCGUGCGCCUGCUGACGGACGCCGUGGACGACCUCACCACCAUCGACGACUUCCUCGCGGUCAGCGAGAACCACAUCCUGGAGGACGUCAACAAGUGUGUAGUCGCGCUGCAGGAGGGAGACCCGGACUCCCUGGAGCGGACGGCGGGAGCGAUACGCUCCAGAGCAGCCAGGGUUUGCUCGGUGGUGUCCCAGGAGAUGGACAACUAUGAACCCUGCAUUUACACCAAGCGAGUGCUGGAGGCUGUCACCGUGCUGCGAGAUCAAGUGAUGUCCAAGUUCGCAGUCCGAGUGGAUGCUGCGGUGUCUGCUUUGGGAGCUGGUGGCAACGCCGGGUUGGAUGAGAACGACUUCAUCGACGCGUCUCGACUGGUCUACGAUGCUGUGAGGGAAAUCAGACGAGCUGUUCUCAUGAACAGGACCAGUGACGACCUGGAUACCGACACGGAGUUCGAACCCGUCGAGGACAUGACGAUGGAAACCAGGAGUCGAUCAAGCGCUCACACCGGCGAACAUGGCGUUGACGAGUAUCCCGACAUUAGUGGCAUCACCAACGCCAGGGAAGCCAUGCGCAAGAUGACCGAGGAGGACAAACGCAAGAUCCUGCAGCAAGUGGAGCUGUUCCGGCGCGAGAAGAUGACCUUCGACAACGAGGUGGCCAAGUGGGACGACGCCGGUAAUGACAUCAUCAUGCUCGCCAAGCACAUGUGCAUGAUCAUGUUGGAGAUGACGGACUUCACGCGCGGGCGUGGUCCUCUGAAGACGACCAUGGAUGUCAUCAACGCCGCGAAGAAGAUCUCCGAAGCUGGCACCAAGUUGGACAAGCUCACCAGGGAGAUAGCCGAACAGUGUCCGGAGUCGUCCACGAAGCAGGACCUGCUGGCAUAUCUCCAGCGCAUCGCUCUGUACUGCCACCAGAUCCAGAUCACCAGCAAAGUGAAGGCCGACGUCCAGAACAUCUCUGGGGAGCUCAUCGUGAGCGGGUUGGACAGCGCGACCUCCUUGAUCCAGGCAGCCAAGAACCUGAUGAACGCCGUGGUUCUCACCGUGAAGGCGUCCUACGUGGCAUCUACCAAGUACACGCGACAGGGAACCAUCGCUUCGCCGAUAGUGGUGUGGAGGAUGAAGGCGCCCGAGAAGAAGCCGCUCAUCCGGCCCGAGAAGCCGGAGGAAGUCCGCGCCAAGGUCCGGCGCGGCAGUCAGAAGAAACAGCCCAGCCCCGUACACGCGCUCGCCGAGUUCCAGAGCCCCGCGGACACUGUCUAGAGUGAGUAGCAUCGCCCUCAAACAUGCACAAACAUGCACUUAUUGCAUCGAUAUAAUAACCCUAGGUACACUAUUUCAUAAUUCCAUUGAUAUAAUAACCCAAGAUACACAAAUUCAUACAAAAGUUAUAGUUUAAAGUGUGCUCAACAGUUUGGGUAUCCCAGAACGUAACUUACUUAAAGGAUAUUAAAUUUAAGGCACAUUUAACGAUGAUAUUCACUUAUUUUUCUUUCAAAACACCAUUUUGGCUUCUUGAGAGGCCGCAACAGCAUUAAAACCUACCAACAAUUCAAAACACUAGUCACAAUGCCGAAUAAUUUGACUCGGCAAAUAUUAUAAUUUUUUUAAUAAAUUAGUUGGUACUCAAGUACUACUCUGUGUA